Molecule: messenger RNA, 1425 nt
Organism: Ciona intestinalis (vase tunicate)
Lineage: Eukaryota; Metazoa; Chordata; Ascidiacea; Phlebobranchia; Cionidae
Source: RefSeq, a predicted model, not a curated record
AUUGUUUUAUUCACUCUUUCAAAAUCUUACUGAUAGGUCAAAUAAUUAUGAUACAAUUUCAAUCGGAAAGUAUGGAUUAGAUGUUUAAAGAAGCUUAAAGAUAUGAAGAUUUUAUGUUUGUGGGCGUUAUGUUGUUUUGCCAUGAUUUGCAUUCACCAUUUUAUUAAUAAUAAAAUGUACAAAGAAGAGGCAAUACAACGUCAUACAAGAUCAAAUAAUGAAACAAAAGAAACCAAUAUUCCAGCUCCACCAAAAGCAACAGGGGUUAACAAACCAGUGCAAAGUAACCGGGGUAAAAAAUACCGGCGGUUGGUUUACAGGAAGUUUUAUAAAUACACCAACAUUUCAUUUAACUACACAAAUAAUCUGAAUGAAGGAAAUUCCACAAACACAACAACAAACAACACAGAGAUAAACACCAUAAUGACAACAACAACGCAACUAUAUGAUGUCACAACGGAAACUACAACUCAAGAACCAGAAAUAACGACGCAGAUAUUAACCAAAUUAUUGACCACUAUGGGUGCAGCAAUACAAGAAAAUGUUCCAACAAUAAAACCAAGGAUUUUGCGGCCUUCAAAUAAUAUUAAUAAUAAUGUUAAUGUUCAUAGACCACAAGAAGAAAUAAAUCCUAACCUUGGAGGAGCAGAAAAUAAAGAAGAUAUUCAAGAAAAACAAGACAGUAAUGAAAAAAAUAAGGAAGAAAAUAUAAUAACGGAAAAAGAGUUUAUAAGUUCUCUUAUUUCUGCAGCCCAAGGUGGAGUUGUGGUGACACUUAUUCUUUGUAUUUCAAUAUUUUCCAUCCUCUGCGCAAAAGGUGUAAUAACAGUGGGGCAUGGAAGUAGUAAUGUUCACCCGCAAGUAUAUUCGUUGUCUGCAAUGCAAGCAAGAGGUGCGUGGGCGGAAAAUAUGCCAAAGAAAGUUCAUAACAGAGGGGGGAAUUCUACUCAUAAUAAAAUUGAGAAAAAGAGGCACAAAAAGAAAAGGACAGCAGUGCAACAUUUAAAUACUGGGAAAAUCUCCAACUUUGAAAUAUCUGAUGAAUUUGCAUCACCAAAAUCUGCCAAAAAGAGAAAAAGAAAAGCAAAGCCGGAAAAACCAAAAUCAUUGUUAAAAAUUUUAAACCAUGCAGCUAAACAAAGAGAAGAACAAAGAAAACUUCGAUAUGCAGCAACUCAGUCUAACCAAAUAAAGCUAUUUGUGGGAUCAUAGUAUUAAGAAAUGUCAUUGCAUAAUUAAACACAAAACAUAUUUUUGUUUAAAAUUGCAAUUUUUUUGUGUACACAAUACAAAAUAAGCACCUUUCUAAAUUUUUGAAAAUUUGUUUUGUUUUUGAAGUACCAUUUUACUUUUUUUGAAUUUUAUGAAUUUGUUAUUUACAUCUUCGUGUUUAAAUACGCUACAGAUUAUUUUGUAGUGUGUUUU